Messenger RNA from Prinia subflava (tawny-flanked prinia), 2948 nucleotides. It is a transcript of the gene PDIA5, whose product is annotated as protein disulfide isomerase family A member 5. Gene Ontology annotation, molecular function: protein disulfide isomerase activity. NCBI's taxonomy places the organism in Eukaryota, Metazoa, Chordata, Aves, Passeriformes, Cisticolidae. The transcript has 17 exons. Gene Ontology annotation, cellular component: endoplasmic reticulum. Gene Ontology annotation, biological process: protein folding. The record is from RefSeq and is a predicted model, not a curated record. The coding region runs from base 16 to 1764 and encodes 582 amino acids.
CGGUCCUUCGGAGGGAUGCACAUCGCCGGCGCGGGCCGGACUACAGCCCCCGUCAUGCCGCGGCGCGGGCGGGCGGUGGCGCCGAGCGCGCCUGCGCCGCCAGACGUGGCAGCAGCCGCAGCGGCGGCGGGUCCGGAGCGGGUCCGGCGCGGCGGCGGGAUGGCAGUGCCGGGGCAGGGCGCGGGCGCUGCGCGGCGCCGCGGGCGGCUCCCGCCGCUCCCGCUGCUACUGCUCGGCCUGGCGGCAUUCUUGCCAGCAUUUGUGUAUUCGUUGAAGGUGUCUCCACUCAUAGAAAAAAUAAGUGAUCACAAGGAUUUUAAGAAGCUUCUCAGGACACGAAAUAACGUACUAGUGCUCUAUUCCAAAUCUGCUGGUGCUGCUGAGAGCUCGCUCAGAUUGCUGUCCAGCGUGGCCCAAGAGGUGAAAGGACGAGGUACUAUAGGCUGGAUAGACUGUGGUGAUACUGAAAGCCGAAAAUUAUGCAAGAAGAUGAAGGUAGAUCCUAAUUCAAAGGAGAAAGGAGUGGAUUUACUCCAUUAUAAGGACGGUGCAUUUCAUACUGCAUAUAACAGAGCGGUCACAUUGAAGUCUAUGGUGGCCUUUCUCAAGGAUCCAGAAGGUGCUCCACUGUGGGAGGAAGAUCCUGAAGCCAAAGAUAUUGUGCAUGUCGACAGUGAAAAGGAAUUGAGAAGGCUUCUGAAGAAGGAGGACAAGCCCCUACUGAUGAUGUUCUAUGCCCCAUGGUGUGGUGUUUGUAAGAGAAUGAUGCCAUCUUAUCAGCAGGCAGCCACAGAACUCAAGGGUAAAUAUGUUCUUGCGGGGAUGAACGUUUACUCUGCUGAAUUUGAAAAGAUAAAGGAAGAAUUCAAUGUCCGGGGAUAUCCUACAAUCUGCUAUUUUGAGAAAGGCAAGUUCCUGUUCAACUUUGAGAACUUUGGUGCUACCGCAGCAGAUAUCGCAGAGUGGCUGAAAAACCCACAGGCACCUCAGCCCCAGGCUCCAGAGACUCCCUGGGCAGAUGAAGAAAAUGUAGUUUAUCACCUGACCGAUGAGGACUUCGACAAGUUUAUAAAAGAUCAUUCGUCUGUGCUAGUGAUGUUCCAUGCACCAUGGUGCGGGCACUGUAAGAAAAUGAAGCCAGAAUAUGAGAAGGCGGCAGAAGUUCUCCAUGUAACCACUGAUAGUCCUGGUGUCCUUGCAGCAGUUGAUGCUACCGUCAACAAAGCGCUGGCAGAAAGGUAUCACAUCUCAGGGUUUCCCACUUUGAAGUAUUUUAAGGAUGGAGAGGAGAAAUACACUCUGCCACACCUCAGAACAAAGAAGAAGAUCCUUGACUGGCUGCAAAAUCCCGAAGCACCCCCUCCACCUGAGCCUGCAUGGGAGGAAAAACAGACCAGUGUUAUCCACCUUGCUGGAGAAGACUUCAGGGAGUCCUUGAAGAAGAAGAAGCACACGCUUGUCAUGUUCUAUGCACCAUGGUGUCCUCACUGUAAAAAUGCCAUUCCACAUUUCACAACUGCUGCUGAAGUCUUUAAAGAAGAUCGCAAGAUCGCCUACGCUGCAGUGGACUGUGCCAAAGGACAGAAUCAUGACCUGUGUAAGCAGGAGGGGGUCGAUGGCUACCCCACCUUCAACUAUUACAACUACGGGAAAUUUGUGGAAAAAUAUACUGGAGAUCGAGGGGAGUCUGGAUUCACCACUUUCAUGCGAACCCUGAGAGAAAGAGAUCAUGAAAGAGUAGGAAAGAAGAAGGAUGAAUUGUAGUUUCUGCCUCAAAAGAAGCUUUCCGCUGCACUGUGAAUGGUUCCAGGUCUUUUGUUGAUGCACCUGAGACUUCACAUAUUCUCAAGACAGAGACUUUUUUUUAUAAAAAACAGCCAUGGCCAUUUUGUACAAUUUUGAAAUAAAGUAAAACCACUUGAUUUUUAAAAGGAAAAUAAAUUAGAAUGUUGCCAUAAUGUUUUAAAGAAAACUUAGCAUUUUCUCUCAUGUUGGGAGACUAUGCCCACUGACACUCCUAUGCAAUAUUUUUGUAGUCUGUAGUGUGUCUGUAGGUGAUGUUGUUUGUUAGGGUGAAAUUUUUGUUCUGGUAUUGCAGUACAUGUAAAAAACAAAGGGGAGGGGAUAUGGUUCGGUUUGGGUUUGUUUUGUUAUAUUUUGUUUAAAUCAGUGCAGGAAAAUGGGAUUUAUAAGACACAGAUUUAUUCAAAUGAAGUUUUACAUUCUUGUGAAAUAGUUACAUGUUCUUGACUGAGAUUUGGGGGGAACAAUUUUAAGGUGCUCAGGGAUAAAUAAGGUAUCUGAGUUAAUGAAGACAUUAACAUUGACCAGUCCAGAUCUGUUCAUUUCACUUAAACCUCUCUGGUCUUUAAAUCAGAACUGUUUACAUACUAUUAUAAAAUGUGUUGAGUGAAUUAAGCCAUGCAUUAACAAUCAGCAGAGCAUGGGUGCAAUCAGACUAAACCCUCCUUCUUUGGCAUCAAUGCUGUCAAUGGAUCUGUAAGUUACUGCAGGAACGACUGUCUUAUAGGGGUACAGGAUUACUCUUAUAGGGUACACAGCUUCCCUUCAAGUUAUGAUUGGGUCAUAUCAAAUAUGUGUUGUAAAGUGUUAUGUUCAGCUGUUUUGAGAAAUGCAUAAUGCCUCUGGUAAUGCAGUAAUUGUGUGUAUUACCUGUUUACAUUCCAAAAGUUUAUCUGCAUUUGUAGGAGGGAUUUUUCCUUUUUCCUCCUUAAGGAGUUGCACAAACAAUCUCUCUCUGACAGUCAUCACUGUAAAACCUGUAUCAGCAGCAGUUGAAAUGUGUUACACUUUUGAUGCUUAAACAAAAAAAAAGUUGAUCUGGAGGUACUUCUGUCUUCGCAAGAGGGGAGAGUGAGGGGCAGGAAGUUGUGAUUCACUUUGACCUAAAAAUAAACUUUUAAAAGGACAAGUAUUUUUAUCAUUGA